Molecule: messenger RNA, 683 nt
Organism: Megalopta genalis
Lineage: Eukaryota; Metazoa; Arthropoda; Insecta; Hymenoptera; Halictidae
Source: RefSeq, a predicted model, not a curated record
AAUUUUGGCAGGCUGCGAUCAGUUACGGACGAGUUGUCGACGCAGCAAUAUGGGGGAAUUUUUCGACAACGAUAGUCGUAGCAGUUUUGACGAGAUUUUCGAACGUUGCUUAGCCGUAGGCUUAGGGACGGCAGGUCCCGAGGCCUUGUCGCCGGAAGCGCCGCAAACUGUGGACGAGGCCCAGAUAAGGGCGCGGAUGCGCUUACGGGGGCGUUCUACGACCGCCGAGGAGGUCGGCUACCGGGAAGUGGUGCAAAAAGUCCAGAAGAUGAAUCGAGAAGCCGAGGCCGAGGCCGAGGCCGAGACUCAAGAGCAACCGGACAGCACGGGAGGGAUCUACACCGAGAUGAUCCAUAUUGACCCCCACGGAACAAAUAGUCACAUAAGAUUAGUUAGAAUCUAUGGGAAUGAAUUCACGAAGGAAUAAAUUACUGGAGGAACUAGAUAAUUUGGGACGAGAAAUUGUUCCGAUACCGGCUACGAUGCGAGCGAUCCUAGUAGAGACAGCGAAAAGUAAAUGUCCAUCAUCGCACAACCAGAGAAAAUAGUAAAAGAAAGAGUUCGAGUUUUCCUUAAUUUUUAAUAUUAAUAUUAUUAUUAUUACUAUUAUUAUUAUUAUUAUUAUUCAGUUUAUAAUCGAUCUUCGCUCAAUUAAUUCGGCAAAUAUAUAAAAUAGUCGCAUG